AUGUCUAACAAAUCCACUCAUCCCGUUCCCGAACCCACUGACAUCGCGGGUCCAUUGCCCCGGUCGACUCACCCAAUGCUCACCCGUUCUCGGCGGAAGAAACUGGACGAAUGCGUUCGGAAAGCCGUCAACCUACUUAUAGAUCUUGUUAAGGAGGUUGUUAUCGAAGACUCAGACAAGCCCGAUGACCCUUCAGCUGCGAUUGCGGCUGAGGAUACAGCGGACGAUGAACCAGUCUUCGAAGUUAUGGAGGAGUGGGCAGUGAGGGCAGUGAGCCGUUAUAAGUAUACUCUGGGGGACAAGGUGACCUCGUUCUCCUCUGUAACUCAGGAGACCAUAAAGAAACUGGGCGUUGACACAACCUGCAUUGGGGAGCUGGACGCAGAUUUCAUCGACAAGCUUCAAGAAGGGGCCUCCAUUGAAGUCGUAUCCGUGGAAGACAGUGCCCUCGACUCGGGCCAUUCAGAACGUGGCCCCAACAAGCAUCCGGUUGAAGCCAAUGAUGCCAAUCCCAAUGCGCUCGCCGCUCCGCCAGUCAAGGGCCCAACCCGAAAGCGUCGCCGCACAUCUAGUACCGAGGAGGCCGCUCACCUGCAGGCAGCUGAACCUGAGGCUGCACCAGUCCCUUGCAAUGGUCAUAGGCCAGACGCCAGCCCUGUUCCUUCUGACGAGUCUGGAUCAUCCUCGGGUCCUCCCCGAGGGUCCUUUCGACGUCGAGUGGGAUCGUAUGCAAAAUAUCGUCUGUGGCCACCUCGAUUGGAUCUCAACCCGUGUAGGCAUGAAGUCGCCACUAAACCUAAGGAUCAGAACACCAAGGACGAGCUGAGCCCAGUUGGAAUUCAAGGUACUGACGGGAAACAUCAUUAUUUUACGGGUAGGGUUGACUACGUGACUGUUGGAGGGGUUGGGGGUGUCAAUCAGGAAGAUUUGCAGGCGGUAUCCACUUUUUCCGCUCUUCAAGGCCUCCUCUUCAAGGAACUGAAACGUGGUGCAUGCCGCAUGUGUAUAUUUGAAUCCAAACGUCGAAAAGGUGUUAAAGGCCUUCUAAAUCACCUACCCCAGGUUAAGGUCGAGACUCUUGCCAGGGUUGGGCAAAUGCCUUUUGUUUUGUCAGAUGGUGAUAACUAUGUGUGUGGAUUGGUUGUUGGAGUUAAGGAGGGCGGAUACAAGUGCUAUCACACAGCCAGUUAUAACAUACUAGCCAAGGACACUAACAAAGCCGAUCCCGUUCGGGUGAAGACCAUUGUCAAGGUGCUCUCACUGUUGGUCAGUACCAUGUAG
Molecule: messenger RNA, 1281 nt
Organism: Coprinopsis cinerea okayama7#130
Lineage: Eukaryota; Fungi; Basidiomycota; Agaricomycetes; Agaricales; Psathyrellaceae
Exons: 5
Coding region: 1-1281 (426 amino acids)
Source: RefSeq, a predicted model, not a curated record